AUGAGUACGUCAGAUUUAAAUUUUUACAUAAACAAACAUAGAAAGGCAUAUGAAGAGAGACUAAAAAAGGAGCAGCAGAACUCGCAAGGGAAACCCAGGGGUGAAAAGACAGAAGGAGAGGAAAAAAAAGAAACGGAGCCAAAAAAGGUAGCAGAGGAGGAAGUGGAAAAUGGAACAAAAAAGGCAGUAAAAAAGGAAAUAGAAAAUGAAAUAGGAGAUGAUAUCGUGCAUGGAAAUAAGGAUACAUAUGAAAAGAAAGAAAAAUCGGAUAGCUUGCAUGAUACCCAAAGUGAAGAAACGAGAAACUCUAUGAAAGACGAAAAUCUGAAUCAAGUUGACUCAGACUACCUGCUUGCCCUGAAGUUAAAUGAGGCCCUAAAUGGACAUGUGGAAGAUUCCAAAGUACAUGAUGAAAACCAUUUUGAAUCCAGGAACGAUUCAAGAAGGUCUGAAAAUAAGGAAUACAUAGAUGAUGAUGUUAGAAAGCCAGACAAUUCUUAUGUUGAAUGUCUGCUGGGGGUAACUGAAUACAUGUCAUUAUGUGCAAAUUACAACUUUGGAAAUAUGAAUAUAAAUUCUAAUUUUUAUACUAUAAAUAAUGGGAGGAAUGGAACAAAUGGAAGUUCAAAUUAUAUAAAUCAUGAAGAGAGAAGUGAGUUGCUCAGGACGUACAACCUUAGAAGUAGAAAUAAUCGCAUGAUGAACAAUACAAAUAAUAAUAACAGGGAUAAUCGCGUCUCGUCUAACUUCAAGAAUAUGAACGAUUUUUACAAUAUUACCAUAAGUUCAGAUGAUGAGGAAAAUAUUAAUAAAGUAAAAAAUAACGAGAUGAAUAAUUAUGUCGCUCCCGAUGAUGAUAAAUUCAGAAAUGGUAGCGAUGUUUUUUAUGUAGAUAAUCAAGAUUUGUCUCUAACUCCAAGGCAGAAUAAGAUACCAAAUGAUGAGAAUACACCGAUGAGGCGGAGUAGUCUAACUAGAAAAAGCAUGCAAAAUGGAAAAAACAGGCAAGGUGGAAAAAACAUGCAAGGUGGAAAAAGCAGGCAAUGUGAACAAAUCAGUACGGAACACACCAAUAAAAAGGAAGAGAUAAUUAUAGUUGAUGAUUUAAUUCCAGAAUUUAUUUCUCAUAAUAGGGUUAAUAUAUGUGACUCACGAGGGGGCAUUGAUACUGAUUCGCAUAUGUCGACACACAAAGAAAAAGCAGAGGAGUCCACAAUUACACACUAUGCGAAGGAAAAUUCCUUUCAAGUGUUAGAAGCACAGACUGAUGAGGAACGAUUACCUCAAUAUGAAAACAACAUUCCGUGGCAAAAAGGGUUGAAUCAUACAGUGGAAAAAUCAUCCAGUAAUUUUGGGAACACCUACAACAAUAGUUUUGACCAUUUUUGCAGUACUGAUAAUAUUCAGCCCAUUCAAAGGGGUGAAAAAAAGGCAUCAAACGUGUCAAACGUGUCAGACGUGUCAAAUGGAAAAAAUGAAAAAAAUGAAAAAAAUGAAUCACGCAUAUCAAACGAAUCAAAUGUAUCGAACGUAUCAAACGUGUCAAACGAAUCAAAUGCUGAUGGUCGUUGUGGUAAUGGUAACAACAUAACAAGCAGCAAGCACUAUUCUAUUUAUCCUCAUGAUGCAAGUACGCGUGAUGGGCAGUAUAUGCAGGAACAUGUAAAUCCAAACGGAAAGGAAGAUUCAAAAGAAAGGACAAAACACGAUAGUGAAUAUGAUGUGGAUAUAUGCAAUGAGCAUGCAGAAAGAAGAUCUUUUUUUUACAGUACUAGACAUAGGAAAAAUAUGGAAGCAAAAGGAAAAAAUAGAAAAAAUAUAAUCGAAACUAAAUAUUAUAAUAUACAUAUGGAGAACAAUAAUAAUGUAAUCCUCUUAGACAAAAAUGAUAUUACUAGUGGUGCAUCGUCUCCAAAUAAGAUAAGAAUGAAAAAAGGAAAAAGAAUUGCAGAUAACAUCGACUGUGAUGUUAGUAGUAGUAAACGAUCAUCUGGUUUUAUUACAGAGUUAGAUGAUGAGAAUGCAGAAAAUAUUUCCAAAAUGGGUUACUCCUUAAGGGUAUCCAAAAAAUAUGCACAGAACGAAAAAGUGAAAAAUUUGUACUGCGACAAAAAUGUGAAUUAUCAUGUAGAAAAUGAACAUAGUUAUACCCUUACCAACAAUAUCAGUAACUUUGUAGAAGGGGAUGAGGCAUAUAAUAAGAACUAUCAUCCAUUUAUUGAUUCAUAUAACAAAGACCGUUAUAUAAACAAAGUUAAUCCGUAUGAUAACAGACGUGAAGACACAAAGCAAGGAACGAUUGAUCCAUGCAAGAAUUUAUUUCACUCAGCAGGAGAAGCAGGAGAAGCAGGAGAAGCAGGAGAAGCAGGAGAAGCAGGAGAAGCAGGAGAAGCAGGAGAAGCAGGAGAAGCAGAAGCAGCAGAAGCAGUAGAAACAGAAGCAGCAGAAGCAGAAGCAGCAGAAUGCAUCCACGAUUUGAGGAUAAGUAAGCUGUCAGAAAGUCUUACCAGCUGUCAAUUUAGUUCAAAUGAGAGAGAAAUAAAAUCGACGGGUGACAGUGGAAAGAAAAAUGGACACCAUUGCACAUCGAACACUGGGAACCAAGGUAAAUCGGGCUCUUUUAAUAAUUAUACUAAGGAGACCGGUUUUGAUAAUUCUAAAAAUAUGGAUACUUCAGAUGAGAGUAGUUUAUAUGAACGUACUUUAUAUGGACGUAGUUUAUAUGAACGUACCCCACAUUAUUACAGUUCAUAUGUGAUGAAUGGAAAUACGCAUGACAGUGACAUUCGUAGAAGAGAUGAUCAAUCGUGUAAUAACCAUCUCAUGGUUGCAUCAUCGAAAGGCAUUCUGGAAAAUCAGCAAGAAGGUAUUAUUUUUAAGGAAGAAACUGCAUGUCAUGAAGAAAAAUACAGAAUGAAUCAAGUCCAAAUUGUUCAGCUCUAUGAUGUUAAGAAUUGUCAAAAGGAUGAAAUGAAUAAUAGCAAAUUUUGUAAUGAAAAUAUAUCUGAAGAUAAGAAUAAAAAUGAAGAAUAUUCUAAAAAUUUGACAUAUGAAUGUACUUUGAAUAAUUUAAAAGGAAUGAAACAAAAUAAACCUUUUACUUAUUGGAACAACAAUCAUUUGGAUUACCAACUAAGAGACCAUAAAAUACCAACAGCAAAUGUGUAUGUCAUUGGUGAAGAUACUUCUUCUAGUCAUGAGGUUUUGAGGAAUAAACAUAAUGUCUACAAUGAUAACUUUAUGAAUUACUACAAUGGGGAGGAAGCCAUUCAUAAGCAUACACACGUAGAUGAAAAAAAAGAAGAGAAUAAAACAUCUUCUGCAUUGAAAGAAGCUCAGGAGGAUUAUGAUGGAAUACUACAAAGACGGUUCAUAAAUUCUUGUGCAAAUAAUAUGGGUGUAUAUCAUAAUAACCAUUUUCAAGACACUUGUAACAAUGUAAUGGACGAUUCUACGUCUGUAAUUGGGCACUUUGAGCAUGGAGAAAACUCCAACGACGAGGAUUUCAAUGUGCAACAAGCUAUCAUUAACAGUUUAGUUGAUUUGUAG
This is a messenger RNA of Plasmodium gonderi, 3549 nucleotides long. RefSeq names its product conserved Plasmodium protein, unknown function. The coding region runs from base 1 to 3549 and encodes 1182 amino acids. The record is from RefSeq and is a predicted model, not a curated record. Lineage: Eukaryota; Apicomplexa; Aconoidasida; Haemosporida; Plasmodiidae. The transcript is spliced from 2 exons.